Molecule: messenger RNA, 1470 nt
Organism: Laetiporus sulphureus 93-53
Lineage: Eukaryota; Fungi; Basidiomycota; Agaricomycetes; Polyporales; Laetiporaceae
Product: MFS general substrate transporter
Exons: 10
Coding region: 1-1470 (489 amino acids)
Biological process (GO): transmembrane transport
Cellular component (GO): fungal-type vacuole membrane
Molecular function (GO): transmembrane transporter activity
Source: RefSeq, a predicted model, not a curated record
AUGUCCGCGGUCGAAGAAUUCAAACUGCAACAAGUCACGGCAGACUCGGAGCCGCCGAAGAGAGACAUCCACGACGUCAGCACACAGCAACUCCUUCUCCAGAGUCCUGCGCCACCACCGGUGGAAAUCCCAGAUGGUGGCCUCCGUGCGUGGAUGUCCAUCCUCGGAGGGUUCAUUGUGCUGUUUUGCACACUCGGAUACCUCAACUCGUUUGGUGUCUACCAGGCGUACUUUACACUCGCUGGGACGUCCAGCUCGUCCAAUAUCAGCUGGAUCGGCUCUCUGCAGCUCUUCCUGACAUUCUUUAUGGGGCUGCCAGCCGGGCGACUGCUGGACAAGGGGUACUUUCGCAUCACCACAAUCGUUGGAAGUCUACUGUUUGUGUUCUCGAUGUUCAUGCUCUCGUUGACCGAUCCUCACGAUUACUACCAGAUCAUCCUCUCACAAGGCAUCGGGCUGGGACUUGGUAGUGGGCUGCUGUUAGUCCCCGCCCAGUCCGUCCAAGCUCACCACUGGAAGCGACGGCGUGCAUUUGCCAUCGGGAUCGUGUCGACAGGCAGGUCCUCGCACUGUGCCGGUGUGGGCGGGAUUGUGUACCCGAUCAUGCUCAACCAGCUCAUACAUGGCUCGGCGGGGUUCGCAUGGGGCGUGCGCGCGUCGGCGUUCUUGACGCUCGGCCUGCUCGCCAUCGCAAACUGUCUCAUGACAACGCGGCUGCCUGGAAGGAAGGACGGGUUGGCGUCCAUGGGCAUGCUCAAGGCUUUCUUUGCCGACCUCGCGUAUAUCGCGUUGAUGAUUGGGUUCUUCCUGACGCUCUGGGGACUGUACUAUCCAUACUUCUACCUCCAACUAUGGGUGAAUCUCCACGGGCUGUCCGAGAACCUCGCAUUCUACACCAUUGCGAUCCUCAAUGCGGCCUCGAUCCCGGGGCGGGUCGUGCUGAACAUACUCGCGGACGACUUUGGGGUGUUCAACGUGCUGUGUCCCGUCAUCUUCAUAAUGGGCAUGCUCGUGUUCGCAAUGUUCGGCGUGACGCAUACUGGCUCGGUCAUCGUCUUUGCGAUCCUCUACGGAUUCUUCAGCGGAUCCUACUUCUCACUGUCCCCCGCGGCACUCACAUCGCUAGCAAAGAACGUAGAUGAAGUCGGCGUCCGUCUCGGGGCAGCAUACUUCAUGGGGUCGCUCGCGUUCCUCACGGGCACGCCAAUCAACGGUGCACUGCUGGGGAGCGACGAUCGGUGGUACCGGCCAACCGUGUUCAGUGGCGUAAGUGGUCCCUCAUGUCUAGCGGUCCUCGUGCUUAUCGUGAUCAGGUCGUGCUCGUCGUCGGGUCUGUGUUCACCAUCAUCACGCGAUUCCUGUAUGCACGACGCAAGGGCAUGCACCGCGUCUAACGGAGCACGUCUGCAUGUCCUUGGUUGCAUCACUCAGCGGUCAUAUUGCCCUCUAAAGUACAACAAUUCAUGUUAA